This is a messenger RNA of Durusdinium trenchii, 1850 nucleotides long. The record is from the annotation of a GenBank genome assembly. NCBI's taxonomy places the organism in Eukaryota, Dinophyceae, Suessiales, Symbiodiniaceae.
CUGAAACGAGAGAAGAUCCACGGCUACGGCAGCUCACUUAAACAUCGGAAAGCAAGAUCGAGAUCUACAACCUACAACCCAUCACUGGUGCAGUGAUGUGGUGUUCGGAGCUGACAGGCUCAAGAGAAGCACUAGCUGCGACUAUAUAGACUAUAGUGACUAGACCAGGCUCAUGGCUAUGUUAAGGUUUGCUCUGGUGUCUUUGGGUGUGGCGGCUUUGCCACAGCUUCCUGCUGAGGAUGCCGUCCCUCAACAUGCAAGCUGUGACAUGAACAUUUCGCUUCAAGCAGAAGGUUUUCUGCAUGAGUGGUGUAGCGGGGCAACCUCAAAAGAGCGUUUUCCUGCUUGCUACCCCAAUGGAGUGCCAGAUUGGCAUCGAGAAAACAAUGUCAUUGUGCGCUUGCCAGAUCCAAACAGUUGCUCUGUGGCUGUGUCAGAAGAAUGGGUGAUCUCAGGCUGGUCUUGGAAAUAUGUCCAGUUGGCACCUGGACAGUCUUUCAGUCUGAAUGUCAGCGACUCCGAACAAGCCUUCUUGAAGUUGAUCCGUGGAACGGUGCUUGAUGUGAACCAGAUUGGUGUGCAGAAUGCCGAGGGGCACUGGGAGACUUUUGUGGUCACACCACCAAACACGGAGCGAAGCUUGCAGUUGGACCAUCGCUUGAAAUCUAUCAAAGCAGGAUCCGAAGGUGCGGUCUUUGCGCUCAUGGUGGUUCCUGUGGAGCUUUUCAAUGUGCCAAUCACGGCUAUGGAUGCGGCUCCCACCACCACCAUCAGCGGACCCUUCUCGGAACACUUCCAAUGGACGAAGUUUGCCAACUACUUCCCGGAGGCAUUCCCAGAUUCCUUGGAGUUUUGGAAUCUUGCUGGCAUUUUGCUUCAAGAUCAUCAUGGAGACCGCCUGAAUUACAACCAGUGGUGGACUCAAAAGCAAACUGAUGACACCGAUGGAGGCUACCACAACCAUGCAGGAACCCCACGGAAUGGCACCUUCGGGGAGUUGCACAUGGUCAUGUACUCCGCUGCACCAAACACGGGCAUGAUUGUUCAGCUGCCUAGCACUGUGUACACAGAGACUGUGCAUGCGCCCAAGGAAAUCCCAGCGGACAAGAAGUUCUUUUGGAACAACCGAGACAAUGACUAUGUGCAGCUGACUCUUCCUUUGCCUCCAGGAUAUGUUCAUGGCCCGCUCUGGUCCAUCAAUGUCACUGAUGGUGAGCCAACUCGUGAUUGCAUGGGCGCCGUCCGCUAUCCGUGGCAUGGCUUGGUGACUGGUCCGAUCAGUGCAACCCCAGGAUCAUCCUCUCAUCCAGCGCGAUACACACUGUGGGUCGUUUUUGAGCACGCCCCUGAGGUCAUCACUGUGCCAACCCCAAUGCUGCAAUAUGUGACCAAUGCAUAUUUGCAGAAUGUGGUGGACUGGCCCACCAAAGCCUGCGCAGCCCGUGAGGUCGAGUCAGACUUGGGGGAAGAUCACAGAGAUUCAAGCCACUCAGUCGGUGCAACCUUUCACGUCUUUGUGGCUUUGGUUGCUCUGGUGGCAUUCAUGAAGUGAUCAGCCACCUCAGAGUUCACCCUUUAAGGGUCGAAGCUAUCUUUUGGAGCCUACCUGUGCGUGGCCACUGUCAAGAGUGCAGGGGCUGCGAAGAUUAGUGCAUGCUUUGGCUGAGCCACGUGCCCUUGGUUCAAAUCUUCUUCAACCCCUCCUCAAACCCUUAGCUUACAGUAUGAACAAGGCACAGCCAAGUCUCCUGGCCCUUGUAGAGAGCAUGUUUGCGUGGGCCAUUGCGAGAUAAUUCAUUCCUGUCGAUACUUUAGGAUUGGUUUCUCAGCUACAAUCAGCAAGCGAAACA